Messenger RNA from Penicillium vulpinum, 735 nucleotides. RefSeq names its product Major facilitator superfamily domain general substrate transporter. The transcript is spliced from 3 exons. Gene Ontology annotation, biological process: transmembrane transport. NCBI's taxonomy places the organism in Eukaryota, Fungi, Ascomycota, Eurotiomycetes, Eurotiales, Aspergillaceae. The record is from RefSeq and is a predicted model, not a curated record. Gene Ontology annotation, molecular function: transmembrane transporter activity. Bases 1 to 735 code for a protein of 244 amino acids.
AUGUACCAUACUACGUUGUUCUUCCAAUCCGUUCUGCUCGAAUCAUCCCAGCAAGCCAGUCUUCACCUCAUUAUCCCAUCGGUAUCAUUUACCAUUAUUAGCGUUAUCACAGCAUCGGUUAUCGCUAGACUAAAAACCCCUGUUUAUACUCUCCGCGGAAGCCAAGUGCUGCUCGGCAUCGGCGUCCUGGGUCUUUUCCUUGCGGUUGCCUCCACCUCAGCUCAUAGCCGUGUACCGGAUUACAUAUAUAAUCUAGUUCUGAUUUUCCCGACUCUGGGCGUGGGUAUGAUGGCCCCUAGCACGGUUUUGACACUUCUAAAUUCCUCUACCAAGGAGGACCAUGCUGUCGCUAACGGGUGCUUCAUUAUGAUGAGAUCAUUGGGUGUGUUUAUUGCUGUUGCAUUGGGGACGACAACAUUGCAAAAUGCUUUCGAGUUCUCUUUAACACACCAGAAGGUCGAUGAUGAGUCCCGAAAGGCAAUCGAGCUGGCGCGGCAGAAGGUUGAGCUAAUACCUACUUUGCCGGAAUCGAUUCGAUCAAAAGUUGUCAAUGCGUAUUCAACAGGAUUUACCAUCCUGUUUGGACUGUGCGUGUUGUCGACAAUACUGAUUAUGCUCAGCCUCAGAGGCAUCAGUGUGCAGGAACUUGGAGAUGGAACCUAUAGCAAGCAGACUGGGCUAAAUAACGAGGAAGAAGAUACGGAGAUGGAAAUGGAUCCGGUGAGAAGAGGAUAA